GUACAAAUAAAUUAAGAGAAAUAUUAUGCCAAAUAACUUUAAAAACCAGAAUUGAUGUUAAUGUACAUAAAAUCACAAAUCACAGUGCACGAAGAACUGUGAUUAUAAUUUUAAAAGCUUCAGAUAUACCUGAAAAUGAGAUAAUGUGUUUUUCUGGUCAUAAAUCACAUGAAGGAGUUAAAACAUAUAGCAAACCCACUGAUAAUCAACAAUUAAGAUCAAUGGCAACACUAAUUCUAUAUACAACAAUUGGUAAAAAUCUUGAAGAAUUCUAUUCUUAUCUGGGUAAUUUGUAUACUCAUAAAUCUGAUAGUGAGGAUAACAAUAAUAAUGUUGUAAGUAGUAACUAUGUAGAUAAAAAUAAUAUGAAUGAUAAGCGUGUAGUUGAAAAUGAAUACAAAA
Molecule: messenger RNA, 402 nt
Organism: Racocetra persica
Lineage: Eukaryota; Fungi; Glomeromycota; Glomeromycetes; Diversisporales; Gigasporaceae
Source: the annotation of a GenBank genome assembly